Molecule: messenger RNA, 4184 nt
Organism: Nerophis lumbriciformis (worm pipefish)
Lineage: Eukaryota; Metazoa; Chordata; Actinopteri; Syngnathiformes; Syngnathidae
Product: glutamate receptor-interacting protein 2-like
Biological process (GO): neurotransmitter receptor transport, endosome to postsynaptic membrane
Molecular function (GO): protein binding
Source: RefSeq, a predicted model, not a curated record
CUGGUCAGGCUGCACUUGUCUGUGGAUUUAUUCGAGCAAAGUAAAGCUCUGCAGAGAGGGAGAAAGGCGUUUUUGGACAGUCUUUGUUUCUGACCUACAGACAGUGAGCAUGUCAGCAAGACUAGUGUUUGUAAAAGCCCAUUUUGCUCCCAAGCAAGUUUCUUUUGGUUUCUGCCAGCCUGAUCUAAGGAGAAGUUUAAAUUUAGGAGGGAAGAGGAGGAUGCUCUCUUUUUCUCUCAGAUGCCGACUGGGCAUCAUCCGAGGGAGGACAAAAGAUGAGGGACCAUACUCAAAGGGAAACAAGCAGGCCUCGGCACCUGACCAAUCACAUUUCUCACAGAGGCGCAGCCUUUCAGAAGAGUACAGAGGAGUGACCACAGUAGACCUGAUGAAAAGGGAAGGCAGCAACCUCGGCCUCACCAUAUCCGGAGGCUCCGAUAAGGACGGCAAGCCCAGAGUGUCAAACCUACGGCCAGGUGGGCUGGCUGCCAGGAGUGACCAGCUGAAUGUAGGAGACCACAUAAAGUCAGUGAACGGCAUCAACCUGUCUAAGCUUCGUCACGAUGAGAUUAUCAGCCUGCUGAAGAACAUCGGAGAGCGAGUUGUGCUGGAGGUGGAGUACGAGCUGCCUCCACUUGCAGUCCAGACUCCAUCAGGGCUCACAACCAAAACCACAGAGGUGUGUUUGUUCAAAGAGGGGAACAGUUUUGGUUUUGUCAUGAGAGGGGGCUACCAUGAAGACUGGCGCAGGUCUCGUCCUCUGGUGGUGACCCACGUCAGACCAGCAGGUCCAGCUGACAGGGAGGGCACGCUGAAGGCUGGCGACAGAGUAUUGAGCAUAGACGGCAUGCCUUUAACCAGAGAGAAGCAUGCUGACGCGUUGACCAUGCUGAUGCAGAGCGGCCAGGAAGCUUUGUUCCUGAUUGAGUAUGACAUCUCUGUCAUGGAGGCAGUGCAACAAGCCUCAGGUCCUCUGCUGGUGGAAAUAGUAAAAGGUGCCUCAUCCAGCCUGGGCCUCAGCCUCACUACAGCCAUGUACAGGAACAAACACGUCAUCAUUAUUGACAAAAUAAAGGCGGCCAGCGUGGCGGAAAGGUGUGGCGCGCUGAACGCAGGCGACGUUCUGCUGACCAUUGAUGGAACCAGCACAGAACACUGCUCUCUGAUUGAGGCCUUGCAGCUCCUGGGCAACACCACUGAUGUUGUAAAACUGGAGAUUCUACCAUCCAGUCAGAGCCGACUUCCUAUCCGUCCACAAGACACAGUAAAAGUGCAGAAGAGCAGCCACCAUCACUGGGACCAGAGCAGCAACUUCUGCCUGCCCCCACAUGCCAGCCAUGGCAAGACAUGGAGCAGCCCAGGCCACCCACACAACCAGCAGGACCACUGCAAAUCUCUGGUGAGUGGUGGCUUCUCCCCUUCCUCCACAGCCACGUCAGGCUUCAGCAGCCAGGGGAGCAGUACGCUGCCUUGCCCUAUGGCGCCCACAGCGCCCACCAGCCCGCGCAUUUCAACGGGCAGGAGGAGGAACAGAAAGAAGGACCACAAGAGCUCACUGUCGCUGGCAUCCAGCUCUGUGGGCCCAGGAGGUCAGAUCUUUCAUGUGGAAGUGAUCGAAGUCAUGCUGAGAGGGGAUACUCUCACAGGUUUUGGGAUCCAGCUGCAGGGGGGUGUCUUUGCCACAGAAACCCUCUCUGCUCCCCCCGUCAUCCGCUUUAUCGAGCCCGACAGCCCGGCUGAGAGGUGUGGAUUGCUGCAGGUAGGAGACCGACUCUUGUCCAUCAAUGGCAUCCCAACUGAAGAUGGCACUUUGGAGGAAGCCCACCAGCUCCUCAGAGACUCUGCUUUGACCAGUAAGGUCUCAGUAGAGAUUGAGUUUGAUGUUGCAGAGUCAGUGGUUCCCAGCAGUGGAACCUUCCAUGUCAAACUCCCCAAGCGAAGAGGAAUGGAGCUUGGCAUCACCAUCAGUGCAAGUAAGAAGCCAGGAAAGCCCCUCAUCAUCUCUGACAUCAGAAAAGGCAGCAUAGCACACAGGACAGGCACUCUAGAGCCUGGAGACCGGCUGCUGGCCAUCGACAGCGUGCGCCUUGAGAACUGCACCAUGGAGGACGCUAUGCACAUCCUGGAGCAGGCGGAGGACAUGGUCAAGCUCAGAAUCCAGAAAGACGAGGACAACAUUGAUGAGCUGGAGAUGUCCGGCUCUAUCAUCUACACAGUGGAGCUAAAGAGAUAUAACGGACCUCUGGGGAUCACAAUUUCUGGCACCGAGGAACCUUUUGACCCCAUCGUUAUUUCGGGUCUCACCAAGAAAGGUCUGGCAGAGAGGACCGGGGCCAUCCACAUAGGGGACCGCGUGCUGGCUAUCAACGGGGUCAGUCUAAAAGGCAAAACACUGAGCGAGGCCAUCCACCUCCUGCAGAUGGCCGGGGAGUCCGUCACGCUGAAGAUCAAGAAACAAGCCGACCGCCUGUUGGCUUCACCUCGUUCCCAUGAAUACGACGCCAGGCGGGUUCUGGACAGAGAAGCUGGCUUUUUGAAUGACCUUGACGAUGAACUGAUGGACUCACAUCGACUGGGUAAACACUCCGAGAUCUACUCCGCCACUGUGCCCAGCAUUGAUUCGGCAAUGAGCUCCUGGGAUGGCUCCGGAUGCGAUGCUGGCUACAGUACCCAAGGAACAUAUCUUCACAAAGAUAUGUUGCUGAAUCCCAAUGAAUGGAGGCGAACAAAGUACAGGAGCCCAGUGGGGUCCAGCACUGCGGGACUGAUGCACCAAGCAGGACUCUAUGAUGGCAGACUGACUGAGGAGGACUGGGACAAGAUGCCUGGAUUCAUCAGCCCCCCUCAUUGCCAUGGCACCCUGAACCAGGAGGAUAGCUUCUGGUCCCAGGCUUUGCAGGACCUGGAGACCUGUGGCCAGUCAGAGAUCCUCAGGGAGCUUGAGGCGUCCAUGACAGGUAGUGCUUUUAGUCUGUACCUAGAGGAGACCAAGACCAACGACGACUCCAUGUUUCCAUCAGAAAUAAGUCCCAUUAAAUGUGAAGCCCCAAAGAAUAGGCGCAACCACAGCAUGUCCUCUGGAUCUGAAGACAUGACAUUCCGGUGCAGCAGAGGGUCCGAGGCUUUGUCUUCCACUAGCCUGGCCCUGCACAAGGUGACAGUCAGAAAAGACUCCGAAAGCCACGACUUUGGCUUCAGCGUAUCUGACGGACUUCUAGAAAAAGGAGUUUUUGUCAACAUGAUCCGUCCCGAAGGUCCAGCUGACAAGGCAGGCCUGAAGCCUUACGAUCGCAUACUUCAGGUGAACCGUGUGCGCACCAGGGACUUGGACUGCUGUCUCACUGUGCCCCUGAUCAUGGAAGCAGGUGCCAGCCUGGAUCUGGUCAUUAGCAGGAAUUCCAUGGAAACAGGCGACACCGGGGGUCUGCUUAGCGACCGCAACGACCCUUCCAUCUCGCUGCUCUGCUUCUCUGAGCGCCGCACCAAAAGCAUCGCCUUGUGAGCGAGAUGGACGAGCUGGCGCCUCAACACGUCAUUGCACCUGCUGGACCUUCGCAGCAUCCUCAGACACGGCGACUCUCAGCACUGGGAAACAUCUCUCACUUGCAACAUGGCCGGUGUUAAUCACCCUGUUCACAUGAUACUGGAUUUCAGGCCCCCUCACCACCUCCACUCCAAGGUUAUAUAAUGGAGGAGUCAUCGGUCCUGACUGGACACACACACACACACACACACACACACACACACACGCUGCACUAUUUCUUGCAUUGGCAUGUCAUUAAAGCAGUGCUGUCCCCACAAGGACACACACAUCAUAUUUUACACACACAAAAGGUGUUAGGGUCUUUUAGAAGUUAUUUUCUUGGCCGACUGCCCAUGUUCCCACCACAGUGUCUCCGUGUAGAAUCCUCAGCGCUGCUGGCCAAGCGUCAUAAAAUGUUGCAUCCUUCAGCUCAUAUGUAAUCUCAUGAAUUCUUGCAAAGACAUGUCCUGUCUCUUUUCUGCUGGGCGUCCUUUCGCUCCUUGAUUAGUUUUUUCACUUCACAGUACGUUUAAUAUCACAAUGUCACGUUUGGUUGUGCAGUCAAGCGAUGCCUUUUCAUGUUCACUGAAUGACUUGUAUUUGCUCCUCUUACACUGUGGCUUUUUUUUUUUCUUGUGUUUUUGUUGGACCAGCACCAGGU